AUGACAUCCGCCGUUCUGACUCCCGCCGCCAAUGGCCUCGGUAUCAAGCAGAAACCCUACGGUACGCCUAACGGAUUCGCUGAUCUAGACAAGGCAGCCUCACACCUUCGAGCCCUCUACACCUCCGCAGGGCAAGAACACGUCUUCCACUUCUACGAUUCCCUUUCGCCGCCUGAGCAAGCUGCUCUCUUGACUCAACUUGGAAGCAUCGAUAUCAACCGAGUCAAUCGGAUUUAUCGCAAUGCCGUUGCGGCCGACCAAGCCAUCACACCUCCUACGCAUACCAUCCCUCUUGACGAUACCUUGGCUGUAGGUGGCAACAUGAUUGGUCGCUCGAGAUCACCUUCACCGACCGGUUCAUCCCCCCUCGACGAAGCUCAACCGCUUCCCCAAGCUGCAGUGGCCAGUAUCAUCGACAGCCCCGCCGAAGCCAGCAGAUGGCGAGGAAUCGGUCUGCAGGCAGUCGCUGACAAUCAAGUCGCCGUUCUGCUCAUGGCUGGAGGUCAGGGUACCCGAUUAGGUUCCGCCCUUCCCAAGGGAAUGUACGACAUUUCAUUGCCAUCCGGAAUGAGUCUGUUCGAGAUUCAAGCGACUCGAAUUAGACGACUUCAAUCCGUCGCCGAGAAGGAAUGUGGCAAACCCGUCGGAAGCGUCAAGAUCAAGUGGUAUGUCAUGACCAGUGGUCCGACGCGAGAGGCCACCGUAGACUUUUUCGAAAAGCGCAACUUUUUCGGUCUGAGCAGAGACAAUGUCAUCUUCUUUGAGCAAGGCACCCUUCCCGCUCUUUCUGACGACGGCAAGCUCCUCCUCUCCUCCAAAUCGUCUGUCGCCGUGGCUCCCGAUGGCAAUGGCGGUCUCUACGCCGCUCUUCGUCGACCGUACUCCCCUCACUCUAGCCGCACCGUCCUCUCCGACAUCAAGGACAACAACAUUCAAUACAUUCACGCAUACUGCGUCGACAACUGCCUCGUCAAGGUAGCCGAUCCAGUCUUCAUUGGCGCAUGCAUCGCUCGACAUGCCGCUGCCGGAGCGAAAGUGGUACGCAAACUCGAGCCCACAGAGUCCGUCGGCGUCUUGGCGAAAAAGGGCGAUGCGUAUGCCGUCGUCGAAUACUCUGAACUGAGCAAGGAGAAAGCAGCCAUGAGGACCGACGAUGGCAAUCUGGCGUUCUGGGCGGCCAACAUUGUCAGUCAUUUCUGGACCACUUCAUUCCUGGAGACCGUCGAAGCUAUGGAAGCAAAGAUGCCAUUCCACAUUGCGAGGAAAAAGAUCCCUACCAUUGAUCUCGACACUGGAGCGCCUAUCAAGCCAGACUCGCCCAAUGGCAUGAAGCUGGAAAUGUUCGUCUUUGACGUCUUCCCCUAUACCAGAUCCCUCUGCGCGUUGGAGGUCCUUCGAGCGGAAGAAUUCUCUCCGUUGAAGAACGCCCCAGGUUCUAAGGCCGAUUGCCCAGAGACGUCACGCAGAGAUAUCCUGGCUCAACAGAAACGAUGGUUGAUCGCUGCUGGUGCAGAGGUCCCCGAUGGAGUCGAGAUUGAGGUGACUCCCAAUGUCACGUAUGCCGGAGAAGGACUGGAUUUCGUCAAGGGCAAGAAGCUAAAGUCGGGAGUUUUGAACUCAGAAUCAGACUUGGCGAGCGUAUUGGCGUGA
Kockovaella imperatae is the source of this 1650-nucleotide messenger RNA. Its product is annotated as putative UDP-N-acetylglucosamine diphosphorylase. The transcript is spliced from 2 exons. The record is from RefSeq and is a predicted model, not a curated record. Gene Ontology annotation, molecular function: UDP-N-acetylglucosamine diphosphorylase activity. Gene Ontology annotation, biological process: UDP-N-acetylglucosamine biosynthetic process. Bases 1 to 1650 code for a protein of 549 amino acids. Lineage: Eukaryota; Fungi; Basidiomycota; Tremellomycetes; Tremellales; Cuniculitremaceae.